This is a messenger RNA of Rhinolophus ferrumequinum (greater horseshoe bat), 929 nucleotides long. It is a transcript of the gene COPRS, whose product is annotated as coordinator of PRMT5 and differentiation stimulator. Gene Ontology annotation, cellular component: nucleus. Gene Ontology annotation, molecular function: histone binding. The record is from RefSeq and is a predicted model, not a curated record. The coding region runs from base 123 to 677 and encodes 184 amino acids. The transcript has 4 exons. NCBI's taxonomy places the organism in Eukaryota, Metazoa, Chordata, Mammalia, Chiroptera, Rhinolophidae.
CCCCCUCGUGCAGGAGCACCCCCCCGGCUGAUUGGCCCCUCUGUGGCGUAUCCUCGGGCUGGCAGCCAGGCGGGCGCGUCACGUGGCCGAUCAGCGUCCAGGGCACCGAGCAGCGGCCGGGCAUGGACCCUCAGACCGCCGGGGCCCAGGCGUUGGGGACCGCGGAGUUGCCUCGGGGUCCGCCGUUGCCGUACGCGCGGAAGGCGUUCCCCAGCUCAGGGGUUCGCUUUGCCCCAGACGACCACUCCGGUCAGGACAGCGAGAUUGAGAAGGCCCCAGAUGGACUAGCCAGUGAAGCGCGGAGCGUCCCUAAUGAUAGUCCUGCUGAUGGUGAGGGCACCCGUCCUGAAGAAGGCGGCUUUGCUGUGGAUGGCGAUUCUGAGGGGGAACCCAAUGCCUGGGAGCUGUCAGAAGGGGUGUCCGGCUGUCCGCCCAAGGAACAGGCUGAUGAUCUCUUUCAUGAGGAUUGGGACUUGGAAUUGAAAACAGAUCAAGGGAAUCCGUAUGAUGCUGACGACAUCCAGGGCUGCAUUUCUCAAGAGGUGAAACCUCGGGUGUACUGCACCCCACAAGGAGAUAUGAUCUAUGACCCCAGUUGGCACCAUCCACCUCCACUGAUACCCCACUAUUCCAAGAUGGUCUUUGAAACGGGACAGUUUGAUGAUGCUGAAGACUGAGUGCAGCUUUUUUUUGCCUGGCAGGUGGGUGGGCCUCCAGAUCAAGGUCGCUGUUCCUUUCUGUGAGGUGAGAUGUCAUAUCUGAGGAAACAUUCCCAGUGAUCCCCGGGUCGGGCACACAGACUGAUGUUAAAUAAGGUCCCGCUGUCCCCUAAUUGUGUUGUUGUUUUUAAUGAGCUCCUUCUUGGACAUGUGAAUGUUUGGGUCUGUGUCAGGAGGAGGACUUGAAUGCUCUUUAUAAAUAAAGGUAGA